Messenger RNA from Metschnikowia bicuspidata var. bicuspidata NRRL YB-4993, 548 nucleotides. RefSeq lists its product as uncharacterized. The coding region runs from base 169 to 465 and encodes 98 amino acids. NCBI's taxonomy places the organism in Eukaryota, Fungi, Ascomycota, Pichiomycetes, Serinales, Metschnikowiaceae. The record is from RefSeq and is a predicted model, not a curated record. The transcript has a single exon.
UGGCAUGGUCGAUUUAAUCCAGCGAUUAGAGACAGUGUACAGUGAUAAGAAGAGGCACUACUGUGCGAUGGAACAUACACGGAAUGAGCUCCUCUCAAUUUUGUUGGUCCUUUGAACCGACCAGAAACAAUCGAGAGGAGGCUCCAUGUAUAUGAGUCCACUCUAUAAAUGACAUCGGCAAUAGACCUGGCAUAUUUGACUAUGACCAGCCACUGCCGAGAUACUGAUGACACCACUGAAGACACCACUGAAGACACCACUGAAGACACCACUGAGAUCUACUACAAGACACCACUGAGAUCUACUACAAGACUACCAGGUACACCACAGACAAGACCCAACACACCACUUACCAUACCACCACAAACUGCCCCACCAGUUCCCAUGUCCGUUCCACCGUCCACAAAAACACCACACAACUCCAGCUCCAGAAACCAGCUCAGUGAGAACAUCCAUAUACACUGAGUGCGCGCAGCCAUUGAUUAGUGCGCGUAUUGCAAGUAGGGCCUCGCAGGAAAAAAAAAACCGUGCGCGCAGCCAAUAGAAUC